AUAUAUUUAUAAUUUUGAUAACUUGUUCACAGAUCAAAAUCUUCAAUCUGAAACUGGUGUUCAACGAAAAUUGAAAAUGUCGGAUCAUCCAAAUGAUUUACUGAUUCGUCUAAGCUACAUUCUAAUUAUUGUGUUUAACGCAUGUCUUAUCAAUGCAUCACCGACAGUACACAUAAAAAAUGGUACACUGAUGGGUUUGACAAUGCGUACUAGGCUUGGAAAAGAAUUAGCUGGGUAUCGGGGAAUUCCUUACGCUUUGCCGCCGCUUGGACCACUCAGAUUCAAGGCGCCGGAGCCCGCGGCCGCCUGGAGCGGCGUGCGAAAAGCAGUCGAAGACGCCGAGAUAUGCGUGCAACGAAAUAUCUACACGUACCAGGAGAAAAUUGUCGGUAGCGAGGAUUGCCUCUACCUAAAUGUCUAUUCGCCGCUGCAGCCCGAGGGCGAGCCCAAGAAACGAUACCCCGUCAUGAUCUGGUUCCAUGGUGGCGGAUGGAUCACAGGGGCCGGCCAUUCCGAGUUCUAUGGGCCCAAAUUCUUGCUGGACCACGAUGUCGUCCUCGUCACCAUAAAUUAUCGGCUUGGACCGUUAGGCUUCUUGAGCACGGAAGACAUGGCGUGUCCAGGAAAUUUAGGAUUGAAAGAUCAACAGCAAGCCAUGCGAUGGGUGCAAGAGAACAUUGAUCAUUUCGGCGGUGAUUCGAACAGAGUGACGCUCUUCGGUGAAAGUGCAGGCGGAGCAAGUGUUCACUAUCACAUGAUUAACCCUGUUUCUCAAGAUUUUUUCCAUCGUGCGAUUUCGCAGAGCGGAACCGUCUACUGCCCGUGGACUUUGGCGCCACCGGGAUCUGCCAAACGGAAGGCAGAACAAGUGGGUAGACUGUUAAAUUGCGACACCGAAAGCUCCGAACAACUCAUAGAAUGUCUGCGGAAAAAAAGCGCAACUGAUCUUAUCGGCACUGAUCGCUCUUUCCAGGUCUACGGUUAUUGUCCAAUGAUACCCUUCAAACCGGUAAUCGAACCUGAUCAUCCAGGUGCUUUCAUAGUGGAGAAUCCUAUAAUUUCCAUGCACAAAGGCAAUAUGGCUGAUAUACCAUGGAUGACGGGAGUUACUUCAGAAGAAGGAAGUUUGAAAGUUGCAGGUAUUUACGGGCGGGACCAGGGCAAGCAUGUGAGAACAUUGCACAAUGAGUUCAUGGAUGUUGCGCCUCUCAGCUUGAUGUACGAGGAGUGGUACAACAUUACGGACAAGAGUUUCCGAGAUGUGAUAACCAAAACUAUUCGCAAGUACUAUUUCGGACAUAACACCAUUGAUGAAUCCGACGAUUCUAGAUUUAAAGUUAUCAAGAUGUACAGUGAUGCAUGGUUUAAUCACGGUGCACACAUAGCGGUGCAAGACUUUAUCGUCAAUCAAAGUUCACCAAUUUAUUAUUACUAUUUUACGUACAACGGAAGCAUAUCCUUUAGCACGAUAUUCGGUGAUGACACAAAGAGCUAUGGAGUAGCGCAUGCGGACGAGCUGCAAUACCUGUUCCCUGUAGGCGAACAAUUGUUUAAAAGCACCCCAUUGUCCGAGGAGGAUCAUCACAUGAUUGACGUCAUGACCACCCUUUGGACUAAUUUCGCAAAAUUCGGAAAUCCAACGCCGAAGGUGACGGAUUUGAUUCCCGUGAAGUGGAUAUCAGUGAAAACGCCCUCCUCACCGGAAUAUCUGACCAUAGGAAACUCGCGAGAAAUUUCUAUGGCGAAGUCUCUCAACUGGUACAACAUGAUGUUUUGGAAUAACAUAGUAGAACAAAUCAAUCUCUAUACUAAAGUUUUUAAGGAUGAAUUAUAAUUUUCAUUGGGAAGCGCAAAAAGAUAUAAGCGACAAUAUGUUUUCUUAACGUUUCUCAACACAAUGACUUAUAAUUUUAAUUAUUAAAAUAAUCGAUCAAUUGCAUGUACAUUUUUAAUGUACAUAUAUAUAUAUAUAUAUAUAUAUAUAUAUAUGCACGCAACAUAACAUUAUACAACGCCGUAAAUAUGUACAUAAAAAUAAUUAAACGGUAAUAAUUCAA
Molecule: messenger RNA, 2057 nt
Organism: Ooceraea biroi (clonal raider ant)
Lineage: Eukaryota; Metazoa; Arthropoda; Insecta; Hymenoptera; Formicidae
Product: venom carboxylesterase-6
Source: RefSeq, a predicted model, not a curated record